AUGACGGAAGAAAAGUUCGAUCCUAUCCUAUUCUCAUUGGCGCAGCAAAUGCCAAAUGGAGUUUCGGAUCUAUUCGAUGUGCUUUUCAGUUUCCUAGCUAGAAAAACAGACUUCUAUUCCGGAGCUGGAGUGGAAGAAGCACGACAUCUGUUGCUAAAGUACUUUGAAAAGCAUGGCAAGGAGGCAGCUGAGAAAGCUGCCGAGAAAAGAAGAAAGAGAGAGGAGGAGGAGCGUAAACUCGCAGCAAAGCGAGCUGCUCAAAAAGCUAAGGAGGAGCAGGAGUUUAAGGCUCAAGAGAACCAAAUUAGUAAUGAGAGCAAAAUCGAAGAGAUUUCUGACGCUGAAGCAGCAGAAUUCGAGAAGAAACACGGAGAGCAACGAGUUGUUUCCACCUCAGAAGAUGCAGAACCGAAGAAAUCUGAGGAGGAGAAAGUAACGGAUGAUGAAGAAGACGAGGAUAAGGGAAAAUUACUUCCAAAUAGCGGUAAUGGUUGUGACUUAGAGAAUUAUCAGUGGACUCAAACACUACAGGAAGUCGAGAUACGAGUUCCAUUCAAAGUUGGUUUCCCUCUUAAGUCACGCGAUCUUGAAGUGAUGGUGGAGAAGUCUCAUAUACGCGUGGCUCUGAAAGGACAUCCUCCUGUCAUCGACGGAGCUUCAUUUGGAGAGAUUAAAACUGAAUCAUCUGCUUGGGUUCUUGAGGACAAGAAAGUUGUUGUAAUUUCAUUUGAGAAGAUGAAUGGAAUGGAAUGGUGGAGAUAUCUGAUCCGAGGUGAUCCAGAAAUCAAUACAAGGAAGGUUCAACCAGAGAACUCCAAAUUGUCGGACUUGGACGGUGAAACCAGGACCAUGGUGGAAAAGAUGAUGUAUGACCAGCGCCAAAAAGAACUUGGUUUACCAACCAGCGAAGAGAAGAAAAAGCAGGAUAUUUUGAAAAAGUUCAUGGAGCAACAUCCGGAAAUGGACUUUUCACAAGCGAAAUUUUCUUAA
Necator americanus (New World hookworm) is the source of this 990-nucleotide messenger RNA. RefSeq lists its product as uncharacterized. Gene Ontology annotation, biological process: protein folding. Gene Ontology annotation, cellular component: cytoplasm. The record is from RefSeq and is a predicted model, not a curated record. The transcript is spliced from 10 exons. Bases 1 to 990 code for a protein of 329 amino acids. NCBI's taxonomy places the organism in Eukaryota, Metazoa, Nematoda, Chromadorea, Rhabditida, Ancylostomatidae.